GAGGAACCCACACUCUCACUCCCUCACUCAUUAGCAGAGGCUCACUGAGCUUUGACCGAUGGCGUCGAGCGGUGCAAUGGUGUUGGCCAUGAUGGGCCUCCUCGCCGCGCUGGUCUGCCCUGCUGCUGCGGCGGCGACGGAGUUCAUUUCCAUGCCCACCGACAACGUCGGCGACCACUCCUACGGCGUCCACGCCACGGUCUGCCCCAACCUGGAGAACAUUGUGCGUGACAAGGUGGCGGAUGCGCGCAGAAACGACAUCAGCGUCGUCGCCGGCCUCCUCCGCAUCUUCUUCCACGACUGCUUCCCUAACGGCUGCGACGCAUCGCUCCUGCUGGAGCCAAGUCACCUCUACUCCAGCGAGCGGGACCUUCCCCAAAACAAAGGGCUGCACGAGGGCGCGCUCCAACUCAUCCAGCGUAUCCGCGAUGCCGUGCGCGAAGCCAAGUGCACGGACGUGUCGUGCGCCGACAUCACCAUGCUCGCCACCCGGGACGCCCUCAUGAUGUCCGGGGCACCAAGGUACGACGUGCACCUUGGCCGCAAGGACAGCAAGCGCCCCGCCUCGUUUGCCGAGGUCAGACGCUUCCUGCCCGCACGCGAUGCCAAGAUCCGGGAUCUCAUCCAGGUCUUCGACAGCCGCGGCUUCAACAAGGGUGACCUAGUCGCGCUCUCCGGCGCACACACCAUCGGCAAGGCAACCUGCCCGAGCCUAGAAUUCCGCACCGGGGAGCCUGCCUGGUUCGUCAAGGCAAUCAAAGAGAAUUGCCCCAGAUCAGGGGACAAGAAGCACAUACUCGAUGUUACCACCCCCGACGUGUUCGACAACAAGUACUACGGCAAUCUCCUCGUAGGGUUGGGUGUGCUUGGCACCGACAUGGAGCUCCUCCAACACCAGGAAACAAGAUUUUUUGUAGAAAACUGGGCUAAGGACGAGCAUCUGGGGUGGUUCCAUGGGCACUUCGCCGCCGCCAUGAAGAAGAUGGCAGAUUUGCCCGUGGACCCAAACGGCGAGUACCGCGACAACUGCUUCAGGCCCAAGUUGGUGAGGAACCUCACCGCAGACGGUUUCGUGGCCUCGGCUUGAGAGAUCAUCAGAUGCAUCACACCAUCGACCGCAUAAAUUAAUGUGCAUCCGUCGACCGCACGUCAUGCCAUAUGUGCAUGUAAUAAGAGCAGUACGCCUAGCUUAUCUUUUGUUUGAUUGCAGUUAGCUUUUGUAUGCCCACCUAGUCUAGAGCCACUCGGCCUGUGGGGCCUUGUAUCGUCUCAGCUCAACAACUAUUCCAGGCAGCUUUCUGUUGUUGGGAGCUGCUCUCAAGUUUUAUCUUACAAUUGUUUUCCAUCCUUUAGGUUUUACGCCUGUUUCUGUCAUGAAAAUUAAUGGAGAUGUAAGAUUGUGUUUUUUAGCUCA
Molecule: messenger RNA, 1414 nt
Organism: Aegilops tauschii subsp. strangulata
Lineage: Eukaryota; Viridiplantae; Streptophyta; Magnoliopsida; Poales; Poaceae
Product: peroxidase 31
Biological process (GO): response to oxidative stress; hydrogen peroxide catabolic process
Molecular function (GO): heme binding; peroxidase activity
Source: RefSeq, a predicted model, not a curated record